This is a messenger RNA of Alternaria ethzedia, 657 nucleotides long. RefSeq lists its product as uncharacterized. NCBI's taxonomy places the organism in Eukaryota, Fungi, Ascomycota, Dothideomycetes, Pleosporales, Pleosporaceae. The coding region runs from base 1 to 657 and encodes 218 amino acids. The record is from RefSeq and is a predicted model, not a curated record. The transcript has 2 exons. Gene Ontology annotation, molecular function: protein kinase activity; ATP binding. Gene Ontology annotation, biological process: protein phosphorylation.
AUGGAUUUACAACGUGCCAGCGUCCCGACGCGCAACCAAUAUGACCGUGUACGCCAAAUACAGGUCGUGGGCAACUUCCACAAGGCAAUUUGGCUGCUCAGGCAUAAAACAACUGGCCAGCUUGCUGUGCGCAAAGAGUUCGAUCCUAAAGAUGUUGCAUCGGGCUUUGCUGCCCGCGAGAUAAGACAUCUCAUACGUCUAUCCAACUGCUACAACAUCUGCACCUACCGGGAGCAUGAGCUGGACUUAGCAACGGGAACUGGCGCACUUGUCAUGGAUGUUUACGCGUACGGUGAUCUAUGGGCUUUGCUCGAAAAGCAUGUCAGCCAGCGCAAAUCUUUCUCCGAGAGCUUCAUCUGGCACGUCUUCAGGUCGCUAGCCCGGGCUCUUCGACACAUGCAGCGAGGCGAUCCUCCGGUUCUGAGUAACACAUACGACUGGAUAAUACAUCGAGACAUAUAUCCCCGCAACAUCUUCCUCGGUCUUCCCGCCUCUCACGAACCCUCGUGGCCGAAAGUCGUUCUCGGAGACUUUGGCUCGAGCAUAUCGAGCACCGACCACUGGCAAACCAUUGAGCUGCGACAGCAACAAGACUUUAGUCCGCCGCCUUUCGAACCACCGAACAACAAAAGAAGUGACGUAUUCCAGCUGGCCUAG